GUGGUGGACGUAUUCUGUGAACCAGACGGUCCAGUGCAGAUCCUCGUGAAACUGCCCCAGAAUGGAUCGAUCAAGCAAUUUGAUCGUCCUCGCGACCAGUCAUUGCAGAAGACUUUGCAACGGAUCUCUUUGACUUUGAAGAAAGGUCCAAAGAAAAAGGGCCGGGGCAAAUUUCGGCCAUGGGAAGAUGGGGCAAAAGGUGCUGGUGCGGAAAGAGCCGGUGAGUCUGCGCCGGAGAUCAACUGCCUGUUGGAUGAGACGGGACAUGAAAUCGAAGAUUUGCCAUUGGCAGAUGCCUUCACAUCAGCCAGAGCACCAUCCUUGCUGAAGCUCAGUGGCCGCAACUAUCGCGUGCGCCUCAACCGGCCCAUGGUGAAGUCCAUCACUUGCCGUGGCCAACCCAUGGUGGGAUAUCGCUUAGUUCCAGCAGGAACAACGGCUCAGUGGAAUGUGGAAGAUCUUCCCCAUUUGCGCUGGGAAUGGCGAAAUGGUUCCGGAGAGUUGCUUGCAAAAACGCGUUGCUUCACUCCUACGAAGGCGGAAGUUGGGACAUCGUUAAAAGUCAUUGCACGACCUCCUUUGGCCAAAGACGCCGAGAUGAGCAAAGUCUUGGGAGUGGAUGAUGAAGAGGCUGCCGCCCACUUGAUUUUUGACCCAGUGCUGGAGGCGCCUUUUCCACCAAGUUUGGCAACAGAGCGCAAUGAGGAGAUGCAAAAGCAAAAACAGAGAUGUCAAGAAAGCGACCACUGCUUCAGGGUUGUCAGCUACAACAUGCUUGCAGAUUCUUACAGGCACUUCUGGGAUCACAUUUUCCCAUACUGUGCAGCCGAGACCUUGAGACCAGAGAGAAGGCUCCAGUUGUGUCGCCAAGAGGUUCAGACCUUCAAUGCAGAUAUUCUGGCGUUGCAGAAAGUGGAUGCUAUUUGGUACAAGGCCAUCCGUCAAAUACCACUCGUAUACUAUGACAUCAAGGCAUGGGAGAACGAACACGAGAACGUCUUCUCCCUCUUUCGACAAGGUUGUUUGGAUGGUGUCAAGUCCAACAUCCUGGAAGCAGCUCUGUACAACAAUCGACAAAUUGAAGAUGCAUGGCUCUUCUUGUUGGAAAUGAGACGGAGGCACAAGAACCGACGGAAGCACGUCCAAGAAUGCGCUCGAGUCCUGGGUGCUUCCUACAAUUGGUCAAUCGUCCUUGAAGGUUCCAGGAAGAUCCUUGAGGCAUUGAACGAUUUGCCCGAGGAGAUUUGCACAGAAAUCCUGGAAGACGCAAAUGCACAUGAUCUUCUUCGAAGCAUCUACCCCAACCGACGUCGAAGACGUCAGGAUGAUUGGCUCGUCAGCAGCCCCAGCAAUUCGCCUACGAAUGGCUGGAGUGAUUCAGACCCUUCCUGGAUUGGUAAGGACAACACACCAGGCCCUGAUGCAUGGUCUAGUGAUGCUUGGCCUGGAGAGCAACGAACUCCAAAGAACCCCUUCAAAUUUCCAGAUGCGUCCGCAGCACCUGGCCCUGCACAGCAACCUUUCGCACCAGCACCAGAAUGGCCUGACCAGCGACAAGAACGACCUCCUCAAGCUGCUCAAGCUCCAGGCCGGCCUGAUGUUUUCCCUCGAGGGCGCUUUCCCUCCGAGAAGUCGUCUUUUGGGAGGCCGCUUGGAAGACCUUCUGGCCCCUGGCCUCGUUUGCAGCGAAGGAACCCACCCAGAAAAGUGCAGUCCACGAGUAUCACGAGUCAGGUUCCAAAUUUGUUAUCGCUUCCACCAAGACAUCCAAGACGGCGUGGAGAGGUUUGCAAACUGUUGCCAGUGCCUUUGCUAAAACAACGGCCACCCCGUGUUUUGGUGGAGAUGCCAAGCAGGAUGUAUCCUUUGCCAUGCAAGCCGCAUCGGUACAAUUUUGCUCCGAUUUGCAAAAUCCGAGGUCGACUUCGAGUGGAGCCAUGUGGUGGUUUGAAGAUCCUACAAAUGCAAGGGAAAGUGAGGCUACCAAGAAAGACAGCGGGGGGCAAUGGUAUGCAACUGCCAGCUGCCAAUCCCACAUCGGCGGAAGGCCUCAACACACCAGCAGCUCCACAUCAACAAGUCACGUUGCCAUGCAAACCGCAUUGGUAUAAUUUUGCUCCAACUGGUAAGAUUGGAGGCACACCCAACACGGCACCGAUUCUCUUGCUGGUUGUGCCGCAUUUGGUGACUGUCAUCGAGUUCACCCGCUGUGUACAUCGUGUGGUCUCAAUUGCGACGGGUUUCUGUGCACCCGGCAGACUUCAGGUGGAGCCAUAUGGUUUCAAGAUUGAGCAAUUUCAAGGGAAGCCAAGGGUACCAGCAGAGACAAGUGGGCCCGGCGUUUGGCAACUUCCAGCUGCUAAUCCACCUCAAAUUCCCUCAAAAGGACCUGGUGAACGCGGAAAGAAUAUAAAGAAUCCAAGGAUCAAAAAACCGUCGCCUCACCCUCGUCGCCGUGGUCAAAGCGGAUACUUGACCUCAACCUUGGGAGGUCCUUGGUGGAAGAAAGACCAGAAACCUCUCGUGGUGGAAACUUCUGACACGCCGGAACGCUAUUACGCUCCUUUCUACAUGGAACGUGUGGAUGUGCCAAUGGAUGAUGUGCCGGAAGUCAGAGAAGGGUCACGAGAGCGUUCCAAGUCCAGAGAACGUUCCAAGUCACCUGGGCAUGAUGCCUCGAGCCGUGAACCAACACCUGGACCGGGCCACUACAACCCAGAGCAUCCCGCGAUUCGUGGAAGGAUCCCUGGCCGUGUACCUGGAAUUUCGAAGAUCCCCCGUGAUGAGAACAUUCGACUUGCCGUUGCGCUGAAUCUCACAAAGGAAUGGACCUCGAUCAAAAAAGAGCAAGCUGCGGAAGAUUGGACAUCAAGAGCUUUCCGGCUUUUGGAGCUGACGGAGCUUCCACUCUCACAACUGCCAAGGAGUGGUGUCGUCCAAGUGCCUGACGAAGUUGCCAGACUGACUUCGAUUGAUUCGGCUGUGGGUGCUUUGCUUGGGCGAUUGCCAGAACUGGAGGAUAUAUUCCCAAGGCUAGGUACUGUGGCACAAUUGGCUCUCUUGCGCAGUCAGGAUGGAGAGCGUCUCAUCUUGGUUUGCAACACUCACUUAUACUUUGCCAACUAUGCGAGGCACAUCAGGGUGCUGCAGGUGGCUCUCAUCCUUGCAGAGGCAGAAGCCAUCUCUAAACGAGCAGAAGAAGAGUUUGGUCAGCAACCGGCCCUGCUUUUCCUUGGUGACCUGAACAGCGAGCCCGACACGGCAGCGACUGCUCUUUUGCAAGAAGGCUAUGUGUCUGCUGCGCAUCCAGACUGGGCAAAAUGCGCCUCCUUCCGUUGGGGCCAUGCUUCCUCCCGCAAGGCUGCCAAAAAGAUGCUGGCCGCCUUGAAGACUGGAAGGCCAGAGGCAUAUCGCGCUUUGAGAGAGGCUGAUGGCAUGGAUGACCUUCGCAUCAGCAUGGAGCGCCUGCAGCGUUCUCGUGCUUGCAUGGCAAAGUUGGGCAUUGCAGAGGAGGAGGAGGAGUCAGACGAGGAUGACGAGGAAGUUGAUGACUACGAUGAGGAAGAGGGAGAAAGUUUGGGUACUUCACCCUGGUCUGCGCUUGAGCAGAAACUCGAGGCCCGGGCAACCUUCAAGACCUGUGCAGCGGUGGCCACAGCACAGCUGGCGUUGGACCUUCAGCUCAGUACGGAGCCCGUACUGGAUGUCGAAGAACUUGGUUUCGAUGCUGUCAAAGAUGCAGCAGAUCGCUUGGCCCAGGUGGUCCAGCAGAAGAUGAAUGACGUGGUAGAGAAGCAACGAGCUUUAGCAGAGCAGCUGGGGGACAGCGAUUUGCAGCCUGCUUUAGCAGGCUUGGGUUUGCAGCUUCACUCCCCGUUCAAGCUCAAUUCCGCCUGCGAGUCUGAGUUCACCAACUUUGUAGGCAACUACGAAGCAUGCCUGGAUUGGAUUUUCUUCUCUGCCAAUCACUUGGAGAAGGUUCGGCCAUCAGAAUAG
This is a messenger RNA of Cladocopium goreaui, 3996 nucleotides long. The record is from the annotation of a GenBank genome assembly. NCBI's taxonomy places the organism in Eukaryota, Dinophyceae, Suessiales, Symbiodiniaceae.